Messenger RNA from Prunus avium (sweet cherry), 2238 nucleotides. It is a transcript of the gene PP5.2, whose product is annotated as protein phosphatase 5.2. Lineage: Eukaryota; Viridiplantae; Streptophyta; Magnoliopsida; Rosales; Rosaceae. Gene Ontology annotation, molecular function: protein binding; hydrolase activity. The record is from RefSeq and is a predicted model, not a curated record.
UUUUCUCUAAACCCUUGUACAAUGUACUAGACCAAGUCCUCACUCCUUAACAACAGCUGAUAUAUAUCCAAGUGUUUCUAUAAGAUUAGGGUUUCUCUUUCCCUCCAACUCCCUCUCUCUCUCUCUGUAUUUCUUUUUCUCUCUCUGGCGAGAUCCGAUAGUGUCAACUAAUGCAAUAGACGACAAAGUUUAUGCUCAUCAUGGAAGCUAAUAAUUCUAAUGUUUCGCGAGCUGAAGAACUUAAACUCCUUGCAAAUGAAGCAUAUAAAGCUCAUAAAUUUGCUCAAGCUAUUGAUCUGUAUACACAAGCGAUUGAAGUAAACAGUCAGAAUGCUGUGUAUUGGGCCAAUCGUUCAAUUGCCCACCUUAAACUGGAGGAAUAUGGCAGUGCCAUACAAGAUGCUUCUAAGGCUAUUGAAGUUGAUCCUAAAUACUCAAAGGGAUAUUACAGGCGAGGUGCAGCUUAUCUUGCUAUGGGGAAAUUUAAAGAAGCACUAAAGGAUUUUCAGCAGGUCAAAAGAAUCUCUCCAAAUGAUCCUGAUGCUACCAAGAAAUUGAAGGAAUGUGAGAAAGCAGUGAUGAAGCUUAAAUUUGCAGAAGCAAUUUCUGUACCAGAGUCUGAAAGGCGUCCUGUAGCUGAUUCUAUUAAUUAUCGUUCUAUAGGAAUGGGCCCCAGUACAUCAUCAGUGUCCGCCGAAGUUGCCGUAGCAGCACUGGCAAUGACAGUUGGGGCAGCGAUGGUUAUGAUGAGAACAGCAGUGACUGCAGUUAUGGCCACAGUAGUGGUGGUGGUCAUGGUGGCCCUGGGGGCAUGUUGGUGGCGUGGCUUCCAUGGUGGUGUCUAUACCAAGAGUCGAGUACAUGACCUAGAUGUGGAGCCACAAUAUUCAGGUGCAAGGAUAGAAGGAGAUGUUGUUACUUUGGAUUUUGUGAAGAAAAUGAUGGACGAUUUCAAGCAUCAGAAGAAUUUACACCAACGAUAUGCCUUCCAAAUUGUCUUACAAACGAAAGAAAUGUUGCAAGCCCUGCCUUCUCUUGUCGAUAUAAACGUUCCUAAGGGCAAUCAUUUUACUGUUUGUGGUGAUGUACAUGGUCAGUUCUAUGAUCUCCUAAAUAUUUUUGAGCUUAACGGGCUUCCUUCAGAGGAGAAUCCAUAUCUAUUCAAUGGAGACUUUGUGGAUAGGGGAUCUUUUUCGUUGGAGGUGAUCCUAACAUUGUUUGCAUUUAAGUGCAUGUCUCCAUCAGCAAUAUAUCUUGCAAGAGGAAAUCACGAGAGCAAGAGCAUGAAUAGGAUAUAUGGUUUUGAGGGCGAGGUCCAGUCCAAGUUAAGUGAAAAAUUUGUGGAGCUGUUUGCUGAAGUGUUUUGUUGUUUACCGCUGGCUCAUGUAAUAAAUGGGAAGGUUUUUGUAGUUCAUGGGGGUCUUUUCAGUGUUGAUGGGGUUAAACUCAGCGACAUUAGAGCAAUUAAUCGGUUUUGUGAACCCCCUGAGGAAGGGUUGAUGUGUGAAUUGCUGUGGAGUGAUCCACAACCUACACCUGGAAGAGGCCCGAGCAAACGAGGUGUAGGCCUUUCUUUUGGCGGUGAUGUGACAAAAAGAUUUUUGCAGGAAAACAAUUUGGAUUUAGUUGUGCGCUCUCAUGAAGUAAAGGAUGAGGGAUAUGAGAUUGAGCAUGAUGGCAAACUCAUCACUGUCUUUUCUGCUCCAAAUUACUGUGAUCAGAUGGGUAACAAAGGCGCCUUUAUCCGUUUCGAAGCACCAGAUUUGAAGCCCAACAUUGUUACUUUUUCAGCAGUGGACCAUCCUGAUGUCAAGCCGAUGGCAUACGCGAAUAACUUCCUCCGACUCUUUCAGUAAUUUAUGUGGCUGAGCAGAAGGGCCAACGCAGUGUCUAUUUUUCGCUAUCUGACAACUUUCCCGCUGAAUACAAAUUCGUUUCCGAAGGCUACUGGAGAAGGGUUGGUGCAUGUUGACAUGCACUAUCUAGCUGUGAUUAUUUCCGUCUUUUGAUUUACCUGUCGUUCUUGUACUUCUCACCAGUGGGAAGAAUAUUUCAGGCAUUUUCUUUGAUACCGUUUGUUUGAUCUUGUGCUUGCCCGGAAGCGAGGCUUAGAUGAAACUCAUAAGCACAUGAAGAAUGACUGCCAGCUAAAAGUUCAUGGCGUUUUCUCUGUGUUUAUUUUAUUUAUAUGAUUUUUUCCCCUCGGGUUGUUGGAGAUUCAAGUACUGGCGUAAAUAU